GACUCCAAGUACUUUGAUUCUUCCUAGUUCCAUGAUUAAUGGCUUCUCACAAAGCAGCAGCUUUUGCAUUUCUCCUCAUUCUUUCAAUAACUCAUCCUUCUUCUUCUUCUUCAGCUGAUUCUCACAAGGUUAAUCUUUCAAUCUACUAUGAAUCUCUCUGUCCCUACUGUGCAAACUUCAUUUCUAAUAACUUAAACAAGAUCUUCGAAAAUGGGAUCAUUUCAAUCGUCAAUCUGAGGCUAAUACCAUGGGGAAAUGCUUAUAUGAAAGAUAACUACACAUGGGUUUGUCAGCAUGGUCCUGAUGAAUGUAUGCUGAAUACUGUUGAAGCAUGUGCCAUUAAUGUCUGGCCUGACCGGGGUGCACAUUAUAACUUCAGAUUCAUCAAAUGUGUGGAGGGUCUUCAUUUGCAGAAUAAACAUAAUGAAUGGAAGAACUGUUUUGGAUCAGAGAAACUUGAUUCUAAACCAGUUCUUGAUUGCUUCAAUAGUGGCCAUGGUUUCCAGCUGGAAAGAGGUUAUGCUGAUGAAACCACCCAUCUUGAUCCUCCACAUCUUUUUGUACCAUGGCUAGUUGUUGAUAAUCUUCCACUUAAAGAUGAUUACCAAAACUUCAUAGCCUAUGUGUGUAGAGCUUACAGAGGUAAUGCAAUUCCUAAAGCCUGCAAUUCUAAUCAACCAGCCACAUUUGUUAACUCAUUUGGAAGAAGAAAUACAAAGUCUCCUUCCCAAGUUUCAUUUCCAAUCGAAGCUGCAACAAAGGAAUAUUCAGCAACACCAUAGUCAACAGACGCCACAAUUGUUGGGAAUUCCGCAUUUUAAAUAUCGUCAAACAUGUAUACAAUGAUUUAAAUGUCAAGUUUACCUAUUUGGGUCAAACAUUAUUGUUUGUCUAUGUUAGAAGGAAUUGGCAGAUAUAAGAUGUAAUGAAAAAUAAAGAGCUUUCAUACAUAAGUUC
Messenger RNA from Impatiens glandulifera, 957 nucleotides. Its product is annotated as gamma-interferon-responsive lysosomal thiol protein-like. The record is from RefSeq and is a predicted model, not a curated record. NCBI's taxonomy places the organism in Eukaryota, Viridiplantae, Streptophyta, Magnoliopsida, Ericales, Balsaminaceae. The transcript is spliced from 5 exons. Gene Ontology annotation, molecular function: oxidoreductase activity, acting on a sulfur group of donors, disulfide as acceptor. Bases 39 to 782 code for a protein of 247 amino acids.